AUGGCCAUUCCCAACUACACCUACCUCAAGCUGAAGAUGCCCGGCCCCCGUGGUGUCAUCACCGUGCGAUCGACCUUCCAGCGCGCCUAUCAGUGUGAAGUGGACAGCUGCGAGCUCGCCUCGUUGGUCAUCACCUCCGAGGAGCUUGCCGUCAUCAGGUUGGAGGUCUCUAAGGAGGCCCCCGAAUCCAAUCGCAAGACCGGAUCCUUCGAGCCCGCCGAGGGCGUCAAAGAGAUCCUCAUCGACCCCCAGGGGUCGGGGGAGAAAAAUGUGAGGGUCGGCGCGAAGCAGACCCCCAAAUAG
Messenger RNA from Panicum virgatum (switchgrass), 303 nucleotides. RefSeq lists its product as uncharacterized. The transcript has a single exon. The coding region runs from base 1 to 303 and encodes 100 amino acids. The record is from RefSeq and is a predicted model, not a curated record. NCBI's taxonomy places the organism in Eukaryota, Viridiplantae, Streptophyta, Magnoliopsida, Poales, Poaceae.